This is a messenger RNA of Prorocentrum cordatum, 1936 nucleotides long. The record is from the annotation of a GenBank genome assembly. Lineage: Eukaryota; Dinophyceae; Prorocentrales; Prorocentraceae.
GCUCGAGCUGGAGCAAUCAGAUCGCCUCUUGCGAGGCAGACCAACGAAGCAGCCUGCCCCCGCCUCCGCAGAGACACGCUCGCGCCGAUGGCGCUCACCGCAGGCAUCCUCGCGCUGCUGGCCUUCGCUCCCCAGGUGUCGGGGAUGCUGGACGUGAGGCACGGGGAGGAGUCGUGUGCAUCGCAGGACCUGGGACACCGCGCGCAGCUUCAAAACAAGCUUGCGGGCGUUUGCGAGGCCAUGUGCAAGGAGGUGGAGGCGUACCCGAAGUGCAACUGCCCCAACUUUGUCGAGCCGGACUCCACUCCGGGCGUGAUGACCUGGGAGGAGCUCCUGUCGCACAUGGACCAGCUCGCCGAGUGGGGCCGCGACAGCAUCAAGGGCCGCUCGCAUGCUCAAAAGCCGCGGGGGGGCCACCUCUGUCCCCGGCAGUUGUUGCAUCCCCGCGGGCCCUGGUCGUUCGGGGGGCAGCCUCGAGUAGCCUCGGGUAGCCUCGCGCUGCCUCUGGGCAGCCUCGGGCACCGUGGAGGUGUCCUGGCAAUCGGGGGGCAGGGGCGGUGCCCCAAGCAGUCGGCACAAGGCUGGCACAAGCAGGCGGCGCAGCUACAGGUGUCGGGGGUGCUGAAGGCGACGCACGGUGAGGAGUCGUGCGCCGCGCAGGACCUGGCGCACCGUGCCCAGGUCCAGAACAAACUGGCGGGCGUCUGCGAGGCCAUGUGCAAGGAGGUGGAAGCGUACCCGCAGUGCAAUUGCCCCAACUUCGUCGAGCCGGACUCCACUCCGGGCGUGAUGACGUGGGAGGAGCUCCUGUCGCACAUGGACCAGCUCGCCGACUGGGGCCGCGACAGCAUCAAGGGCUGGCACAAGCAGGCGGCGCAGCUGCAGGUGUCGGGGGUGCUGAAGGCGAAGCACAGUGAGGAGUCGUGUGCUGCACAAGAUCUGGCCCAGCGUGUCCAGCUGCAGAACAAGCUGGCGGGCGUCUGCGAGAGCAUGUGCAAGGAGGUGGAAGCGUACCCGCAGUGCAAUUGCCCCAACUUCGUCGAGCCGGACUCCACUCCGGGCGUGAUGACGUGGGAGGAGCUCCUGUCGCACAUGGACCAGCUCGCCGACUGGGGCCGCGACAGCAUCAAGGGCUGGCACAAGCAGGCGGCGCAGCUGCAGGUGUCGGGGGUGCUGAAGGCGACGCACGGUGAGGAGUCGUGCGCCGCGCAGGACCUGGCGCAUCGUGCCCAGGUCCAGAACAAGCUGGCGGGCGUCUGCGAGACCAUGUGCAAGGAGGUGGAAGCGUACCCGAAGUGCAACUGCCCCAACUUCGUCGAGCCGGACUCCACUCCGGGCGUGAUGACGUGGGAGGAGCUCCUGUCGCACAUGGACCAGCUCGCCGACUGGGGCCGCGACAGCAUCAAGGGCUGGCACAAGCAGGCGGCGCAGCUGCAGGUGUCGGGGGUGCUGAAGGCGACGCACGGUGAGGAGUCGUGCGCCGCGCAGGACCUGGCCCAGCGUGCCCAGCUCCAGAACAAGCUGGCGGGCGUCUGCGAGACCAUGUGCAAGGAGGUGGAAGCGUACCCGCAGUGCAAUUGCCCCAACUUCGUCGAGCCGGACUCCACUCCGGGCGUGAUGACGUGGGAGGAGCUCCUGUCGCACAUGGACCAGCUUGCCGACUGGGGCCGCGACAGCAUCAAGGGCUGGCACAAGCAGGCGUCGCAGCUCCAGGUUAUGCAGGGCAAUGGCACCAGCACCAACGGCACCAAGAACACCUCGGCCAAGGCCAACGACGCGUGCACGGCCAAGGUGGUGGGCACCGCGCCGGUGAGCCUCGCGGACGGGGGCAUGCCCCACAUGGUGUACGACCAUGUCGAGUUCUGCGGGAAGGGGCAGCUGAAGUCGGUGGCAGGCGCCUGCCAGCACCAGGAGGCCUUCGACGAUGGCCCCGGCA